GCUACUUUUCUUAAAAAUCCUUAAAAGAUUAGAUGUUCCAGUAAGCUAAGCUAACACAACACGGAUGUUAAACUGUAAAUGACUACAGGAGGACCAGACAAGGAUAGGUGGCCUGGCGGAGGAGGUGGAUGAGAAGGUUUUACACGCAGCUUUUAUUCCGUUUGGAGACAUCACAGACAUCCAGAUACCAAUAGACUAUGAAACCGAAAAACACAGAGGAUUUGCUUUCAUUGAGUUUGAACUGGGAGAGGAUGCUGCAGCGGCUAUUGAUAACAUGAAUGAGUCUGAGCUUUUUGGACGCACAAUCCGGGUCAACACCGCCAAGCCCAUGAGAAUCAAAGAAGGUUCAUCUCGACCAGUGUGGUCGGACGAUGACUGGCUGAAGAAGUUCUCAGGGAAGACCGCAGAGGAGGCUGAUGGGGAGGCAGCGGCUGGAGAAACGACCAACACUGCAACACAGGAGGCUGAUCCUCCUGCUAAGAAGGGCAGAGUUAAUCCUCAAGUCUACAUGGACAUUAAGAUUGGAAAUAAGCCAGCCGGGAGACUACGGUUCCUCCUUCGAGCUGAUAUCGUUCCCAUGACAGCAGAGAACUUUCGAUGCCUGUGCACGCAUGAGAAGGGAUUUGGCUUCAAGGGAAGCUGCUUUCACCGUAUAAUCCCUCAGUUCAUGUGCCAGGGAGGUGACUUCACCAACCACAACGGCACCGGCGGCAAGUCCAUUUACGGCCGGAAGUUUGAUGACGAGAACUUUGUCCUGAAGCACACGGCGCCAGGACAGCUCUCUAUGGCCAACUCUGGGGCAAACACUAAUGGCUCUCAGUUCUUCAUCACCAAUGACAAAACAGACUGGCUGGAUGGCAAACACGUGGUGUUUGGCGAUCUGGUGGAGGGGAUGGAUGUGCUGCGUGCAAUGGAGGCUGAGGGAAAUAAGGACGGCAAGCCGAAGCAGAAAGUCAUCAUAUCUGACUGUGGAGAACUUGUGUGAAAGAAAACAAAUGUAUUUUUUUUUGUAUGUCUGAGAGCACAAGUGUGUUUGGGAUCUUUUGUACUUUGAGCACACAUCAUCUGCCAUGUAAAUAUUUCAAUAAACUUUGUUUUUUUUAAAUAAAGAAGCUACAGUUUGAUGCCUUUUACUUUGUACAAAUUAAAUGUUACAUUAACUCACUGAUUGCUGGUUUAACCCUUUAUAUACUGAUGAGCAACCUAUUCAAAGCACGUUAUUAUUUUCAAGUGUCACUUAAUUUCUUUUAACAUUGUGAGUCACCUUUGUCAAAGGCUUUUGUAUUUAA
Messenger RNA from Pungitius pungitius (ninespine stickleback), 1289 nucleotides. RefSeq names its product peptidylprolyl isomerase E (cyclophilin E) (gene ppie). NCBI's taxonomy places the organism in Eukaryota, Metazoa, Chordata, Actinopteri, Perciformes, Gasterosteidae. Gene Ontology annotation, biological process: protein folding; protein peptidyl-prolyl isomerization. The record is from RefSeq and is a predicted model, not a curated record. The transcript has 10 exons. The coding region runs from base 275 to 985 and encodes 236 amino acids. Gene Ontology annotation, molecular function: RNA binding; peptidyl-prolyl cis-trans isomerase activity.